GUCACUCCCGGGGAGCCAAUCGGCGUCGUACGUGGCGCUUUACCGCGACCAGCACGCUGCUGUGCGCCUGUGUUAUGUGUGCUCAGCGGUGUUGACAAUAGGGAGGAAAAGGAACCGGAGAACCAAGAGAGAACCAGGGCAGAACCAAGGAGAGAAGCAGGGCAGGACCAGGGCAGAACCACCAGAGAACCCAGAGAACCCAGGAAGAGCCGGACACAGAGGGAUGUGACGCGCUGCCCCGCUGUUCUCCACCGUGUUCUCCAGUGUUCUCCAGUGUUCUCCACCGUGUUCUCCACCGUGUUCUCCGCCGGGUUCUCCGUUAAUGGGAGUCUGAGGAUCUGGUUCUGAUCCAGGCCGGACUGUCUGCUGCUCUGCCCGCCGCUGGAGCGUUGAUUGCCCCGGUUAGCCCGCCGUUUAGCCCCGGUUAGCCCCGGUUAGCUCCGGUUAGCCCCGGUUAGCUCCGGUUAGCUCCGGUUCUCCUCCGGACUCCUCCCCGCCGCCGCCGCAGAGGAUCAAGCAGGGCUAUGUCCUCGGCAGCCACCACGUCUCCAUCUGUGGACAAAGUGGACGGAUUUUCACGGAAGUCUGUCAGGAAGGCCAAGCAGAAGCGGUCGCAGAGCUCGUCCCAGUUCCGCUCUCAGGGCAAACCCAUAGAGCUCACGCCCUUGCCACUGCUCAAGGACGUGCCGGCGCCGGAGCAGCCGGAGCUGUUCCUGAAGAAGCUGCAGCAGUGCUGUACUGUCUUUGACUUCAUGGACACGCUGUCGGACCUCAAGAUGAAGGAGUACAAGCGCUCCACGCUCAACGAGCUGGUGGACUACGUGACCGUCAGCCGGGGCUACCUGACGGAGCAGGCCUACCCCGACGUCGUCAAAAUGGUGUCUCACAACAUAUUCCGGACCCUUCCGCCCAGCGACAGUAACGAGUUUGACCCCGAGGAAGAUGAGCCAACGCUCGAGGCCUCCUGGCCACACUUACAGUUGGUAUACGAGUUCUUCAUCCGGUUCUUGGAGAGUCAGGAAUUCCAGCCCAGCAUUGCCAAAAAGUACAUAGACCAGAAGUUUGUCCUACAGCUCUUGGAGUUGUUUGACAGCGAGGAUCCUCGGGAGAGAGACUACCUGAAGACAGUCUUGCAUAGAAUCUACGGCAAAUUCCUGGGUCUGAGGGCUUUUAUACGAAAACAGAUCAAUAAUAUUUUUCUACGUUUUGUUUAUGAGACGGAGCACUUCAACGGGGUGGCUGAGUUGCUGGAGAUCCUGGGGAGUAUAAUCAAUGGUUUCGCUCUGCCACUGAAAGCGGAGCAUAAACAGUUUCUGGUCAAAGUGUUGAUCCCCCUCCACACUGUCAGGAGUCUGUCCCUCUUCCACGCACAGUUGGCGUAUUGCAUUGUACAGUUCCUAGAGAAAGACCCAACAUUAACAGAACCAGUCAUCAGAGGCUUACUGAAGUUCUGGCCAAAAACCUGCAGUCAAAAAGAGGUGAUGUUUCUAGGGGAGCUGGAGGAGAUCCUGGACGUCAUUGAACCCACACAGUUCGUCAAGAUCCAGGAGCCGCUCUUCAAACAGAUCUCCAGAUGUGUCUCCAGCCCACACUUCCAGGUUGCAGAGCGAGCUCUGUACUACUGGAACAACGAGUACAUCAUGAGUCUGAUCGAGGAGAACUCCAGCGUCAUCCUGCCCAUCAUGUUCUCCAGCCUCUACAGGAUCUCCAAAGAGCACUGGAACCCGGCCAUCGUGGCGCUGGUCUACAACGUACUGAAGGCCUUCAUGGAGAUGAACAGUACCUUAUUCGACGAACUCACAGCCACUUACAAGUCGGACCGCCAGCGUGAGAAGAAGAAGGAGAAGGAGCGGGAGGAGCUCUGGAAGAAGCUGGAGGACUUGGAGCUGAAGAGGGGCCUUAGGAGCGACGGCAUCAUCCCGACUUAACGAAGACAGCGCCCGCUCCCCUCUGCCCCCCCACCC
Molecule: messenger RNA, 1964 nt
Organism: Anoplopoma fimbria (sablefish)
Lineage: Eukaryota; Metazoa; Chordata; Actinopteri; Perciformes; Anoplopomatidae
Gene: ppp2r5eb
Product: protein phosphatase 2, regulatory subunit B', epsilon isoform b
Exons: 14
Coding region: 525-1928 (467 amino acids)
Biological process (GO): signal transduction; protein dephosphorylation
Cellular component (GO): protein phosphatase type 2A complex; cytosol; nucleus
Molecular function (GO): protein phosphatase activator activity
Source: RefSeq, a predicted model, not a curated record